Arctia plantaginis is the source of this 1248-nucleotide messenger RNA. The record is from the annotation of a GenBank genome assembly. Lineage: Eukaryota; Metazoa; Arthropoda; Insecta; Lepidoptera; Erebidae.
AUGGAAGACUUCAACUACAACCCGGGAGUUGUUGUAGUACGCGCCAAGCCAGAAGGACAGCGGAAGACAUUUAAACCGAAUAUUCGUGCAGUUAAUAAAAUCCCUAAUGAGUUAUUAAACGACCCCUUGCUGAAUAGAGCUUGUGAAUCUUUGCCACAAAAUUAUAACUUUGAAAUACAUAAGACAAUAUGGAGAAUAAGGUCAUUAGAUGCGAAACGUGUGGCUCUACAAAUGCCUGAAGGUCUGACAAUGUUUGCAACUACAUUGUGUGAUAUAAUAGAAACAUUUACUGAUGCGGACACUGUUAUAAUGGGAGACGUGACUUACGGUGCUUGCUGCAUUGAUGACUUCACUGCCAUAGCGCUGGGUGUAGAUUUACUUGUACACUAUGGCCAUUCCUGUCUAAUACCCAUAGAUCAAACCAGUGAUAUAAAAGUUCUUUAUAUAUUUGUAGAUAUCAAAAUUGACCCUUCGCACUUUGUAGAGACAAUUAAACUAAACUUUCCAAAACAUAGUCAUAUAGCAUUAGUAAGUACUAUUCAAUUUGUUACAACAUUGCAUUCAGUUGCUAAACAUCUGAGAAGUGAAGAUUAUAUUGUAACUGUGCCGCAAUCAAAACCCUUAUCCCCAGGUGAAAUUCUUGGCUGUACAGCCCCUAAAUUAGAUGCUGGAGCUAUUAUAUACCUUGGUGAUGGUAGGUUUCACUUGGAAGCCAUAAUGAUAGCUAACCCCAACAUACCAGCUUAUAAAUAUGAUCCUUACGAAAAGAAAUUUACUACAGAACUGUAUGAACACCAGUUAAUGCAGUCUAACAGAAAUAAUCAAAUAUCUGUAGCCAAAGAUGCUGCCCGGUUUGGUCUCAUUCUUGGCACAUUGGGAAGACAAGGCAGCACUAAGGUUUUAAGUAAUUUAGAAAAGCAAAUUCGUAAUUCUGAUAAAACAUUUGUCAAAAUACUUCUGUCAGAAAUUUUUCCUAGCAAAUUAAUGUUGUUUGGACUUGAUGCAUUUGUUCAAGUAGCAUGUCCAAGAUUGUCUAUUGAUUGGGGGGUAGCUUUUUCCCAACCAUUGUUGACUCCUUAUGAGUUUUCUGUGUCAUUAGGGAAUAGUAAAUGGUUGAAAGAAGAUGGUACUUAUCCAAUGGAUUUCUAUUCAAAUGAUAGUUUAGGCCCUUGGACACCUAAUUAUAAGCCUGUUUUAUGUUCGGGUACUGAUAAAAAAUGUGAUAGCUGUUGUGGUGCUAAAAACUAA